Molecule: messenger RNA, 684 nt
Organism: Apiotrichum porosum
Lineage: Eukaryota; Fungi; Basidiomycota; Tremellomycetes; Trichosporonales; Trichosporonaceae
Gene: MRPL16
Product: mitochondrial ribosomal large subunit component
Exons: 3
Coding region: 1-684 (227 amino acids)
Biological process (GO): mitochondrial translation
Cellular component (GO): mitochondrial large ribosomal subunit; ribosome
Molecular function (GO): rRNA binding; structural constituent of ribosome
Source: RefSeq, a predicted model, not a curated record
AUGCUCCUCGCCGGCCUCCGCCCACUGGGCAACAUCUUCCGCGCCGCACCCGCAGGCCCCAUCGCCUCGUCGUCGCGCGCGGCUCUCCCUACCCCUUCCCCCGUCGCCCAGCAGGUCCGUUUCCGCUCGCAGCUCGCGCCGAGGAAAGUCAAGUACCGCAAGAGCUUCAAGGGCAAGCCUACUCUGCCUAUCGGCGGCUCGAUCAAGGGCACCACUCUGGAGCACGGCGGCUUUGGUAUCCGCCUGUUGACGGCGGUGCGCCUGACGGCCGCGCAGCUCACCUCGGCACAGGCGGCCGUCAAGCGCAAGAUCAAGCCCGUCAAGGGCGCCGAGCUCUUCCUCCGCGUCUUCCCCGACGUCCCCGUGUGCGUCAAGGGUAACGAGACGCGUAUGGGCAAGGGCAAGGGAACGUUCGAGUACUGGGCAUGCCGCGUGCCGGCCGGCCGCGUGAUUUUCGAGGUGGCAGGCGGCAACAUUCGCGAGGAGAUUGCCAGGCAGGCGCUCAAGCUCGCCCAGGUCAAGAUGCCCGUCGCGACCGAGUUUAUCAACGCCCAGACCCCGCCGCGUCUCGGAUCGAUCGUCAGCAGCGACCUGGCGGCACCCGUCCAGGCCCAGAAGAACGUCGAGCUGGUGCCCCCGCCAACCCCCAUCGCCCAGGCCGUCGCCUCCGAGGCCCGCGCAUAG